AUGUCGGAUUUGAAUUGUAAAGCUUUGCAAUCUGAACUGAGACAUCAACUCAAAACAUUUGCAUCAACAGGGGAUGCACCGCUCAUUGUCCACCACCACGAGCAUCACUCUAACUCAGACUCAGACAGCGAGAGACCAGCAGAGGCAGCGCUGACGAAAGAUACCGGCUUCAACACCAAGGACACUGAGACCAACACCAAUGACAGUGAUAAAGAUACUGACGCCAACAAGGAUACCGGCGACAAUAGUAGAGAUGGUGAUACCGAGGAGGAGGAACCUAAAACGGAGGAGAAAGUAGAAGAUGCUGCAGAACCCGAGGAGAGCAAAGAAUAA
Messenger RNA from Penaeus indicus, 333 nucleotides. RefSeq names its product aspartate and serine-rich protein-like. The record is from RefSeq and is a predicted model, not a curated record. NCBI's taxonomy places the organism in Eukaryota, Metazoa, Arthropoda, Malacostraca, Decapoda, Penaeidae. The transcript has a single exon. Bases 1 to 333 code for a protein of 110 amino acids.